This is a messenger RNA of Acanthoscelides obtectus, 2009 nucleotides long. NCBI's taxonomy places the organism in Eukaryota, Metazoa, Arthropoda, Insecta, Coleoptera, Chrysomelidae. The record is from the annotation of a GenBank genome assembly.
GUAAUUUUACAUUUCUCUUUGAACAAGAAGUAACAAAAACUCGGCUUGAAAGUUUAAAAAUAAAAUUUGCCGCCAACUGUGUGACGUAAUAAUAUCUCGCGUGACGUAGUAAUAUUUUCUCCGCCCCCUUCUUAGAAUGUGACUCUACAUUUGUUCGGCGAUUACAGUGUGACAAGGACAGGAGAUUUUGUUCUACAGACUUUUUUGACAGAUAAUUUAAAGGUUAUGAUGCAUUCUGGCUAUGUUGUUGACGAUUUGGUAUUAUGAUUUAUCUUGUGCUAGUGACUGAUUUGGAAUUUAGCUUUUUAAAUACACAAUUAAAAUAUGGAACAAAACUUCGUGAAAGCAGAUUCUUCGAAUUUACCGAAAGUAGCUUACGAGAUGAUCGAUGAAUACUAUCGACACAAUGCAGACUUUGUCAAAGCAAAUGUGAGAAAUGUGAAAACACAAAGAAGUGGCAAGCAAUCGUAUGGGGAUCAAGCUAUCGGAUUUGUCCAGCUGAUGCGAGAGGGAUCAAUAUGUACUGUAAAGUGCCAUGUAACUCCAGAACACAAGAUCCACGAAAAAGGAUAUCAGGUGACAAUUUGCAUUAAUGAGGCUGAAGAGAAGAUUACACAUAGUGUGUGUCAUAGCUGCCCAGCCGGUGAAGGAGGGUGCAAGCAUGGUGUAGCUCUGAUAUUUUGGCUACUACGACAUUCUACAGAACCUUCUGUAACAAGUGUUGAGUGCUACUGGCGAAAACAGAUUUUAGCAAAACUAGGUUCUUCAUUGAAAGCAGCAAAAUUGAACGAGCUAUUUAAGAAUAUUCCCAUAGUUGCAUCACACAAUAAUUCUUUCUUAAAAAAACUACUAGAAAAAGGAUUAGAAAACAAAAGCAACAGCAUUUACAAAACUGAGAAUGCUAUUGAUAAAGUAUCCCUAUAUCAUUUAAUAAAAUAAAUUUGUAAGAAACAGUAGCAGCAUCACUGCUGAAAAUUUUAUUCAGUAUUGUCAGCAAGAAAUGAAUGAUCAGCCUUGUAAAGAAAUUUUAAAUCAAACGAAAGAUCAAUCCAAUACUGGUACAUGGUUUGAGAUAAGGUAUGCACGUAUUACUGCAUCGAAGUUUUAUGAAGCAGCACAGAGUACAACAUAUGAUGGAUGUUUAGUAGAGUCAGAGUCUAUUUUGGGUGCUGCAAAAUUCAAGUCCACAAAGGCUAUGAAGAGGGGAUUAUCAUUAGAGGAUGAAUUAUUGAAGGUUGGCAAGAAAGAAACUAAUAAAAGUAGAAAAAGUAGGAAUAUUUAUAGAUAAGAGAUAUCCUAGAUUUGGAGCUAGCCCUGAUGCUGUAAAUGUUGAGUUUUGUAUUGAAAUAAAGUGCCCAUCAAAAGAAUCGACACUUAAGCAAUACUUACAUGAUGGAGUCAUAGGUAAGAAACCUUUUGCCCAAAUUCAACUGCAAAUGCUAUUGUUGGGCAGAAAGAAGGGAUUAUUUUGUGUUGCAUCACCAAAUUUUGAAGUGAAUAAAGAUGUAUCAAUUGUAGAAGUUGAACUUGACAUUUCUUUUUGUAAGGAUUUGCUGCAAAAAGCAAGUUUAUUUUGGCAAAAAGCUAUCUUCCUAAAACUGAUUCAAUAGAUCUACUAUAAUGUACUCAACUUGUAAUGUCAACAAUUUACCUAUAGAUUUGACUAAAAGACAACUCAAUUGUUUAUGUGUAUUGAAAUAUAAUAUGUGGUAUAAACUUUCAUGUAUCAGAUUUUAUAUAAAUGUAUCAAAGUUUAUUAUACUAAUAUUUUCAAUACCUACUUUUAAAUUUUUAUUAUCUUCAAAUUUGAUUUAUAAUAAACUGAUUUAGUAACUGAAUUAAUCAGUUAACAAUGUAUACACUACAACAUACACUUAAUGGUACCAAGAUUUGGGCACAUAUAUAAGAUAGAAAAAUGUAUUUUGACCAGGCAACAUCAGGUUUAGCUGCUAGUUUAUUUUAUUCAGGUGUCAUCAGAAAAUGUAUGAUUAAUAUUUGCAAACUGUGAU